AUGGCGACCACUUUGGAGAAUGCCAACCCCACCGUUUUUCAACAAAAACAAGAGCGGCUGGUACUUCCAGAAGAAGAGGAUGAAGAUGUUGUUGAUAAGAUAGACGAAAGAGAAGUAUUUGAUAUCCUUUUUAAGCCGCUGCUUAUGCAGUUCGGCUAAAGUAUCUCCUUAUUUUGUUCAGGCUUUCUCAUAAUGUUAAUGUGGUUUAGCGCGACCAGGUAAGAGAGAAUGUAUGGAAGCUGCUAAAAUUGGGCCUGAUCUCACUAGGCAUUCUCAGGCUUAAAGACCGUCAACAGGGCUGUCAACCCCACAAGUCUUCAAAUAUUGAGAAUUAAUAGGGAAGGGAUGACGUCAUAUCGCACGGUAUAUGACGUCAUUUGUGCAAAAAUUACUCGUUUACCCGAUCGUCGCGAAUUUGUGAUGUUUCACAUUAUGGUGUACAUUGCAAUGGCGUAAUAUAUAAUACCGAAGUUUAUGACGAAACGUUCGAUGUUAACGGUAAAAUAGCUCAAACAGUGCAAAACAUUUAAAAGCUUAUUGUCGGAAAGUGGAGUCUAUAACUGAAUGGCAAACUUUGGUGAAUAUCCGGGAGAUUUCAUACUCCAAUCUGGAGACCGGGAGAUACAGUCCAAAAUCUGGAGACUCCCUGAUUAUCUGUGAGAGUUGACAGCACUGUGUCAAAUACACAUUUUAAAUGCACUCUUCAGGCUUUAUGGGCCCGGGUGGCGGGGGGAGUACUCCCUUUACAUAGGCCAUACAGGUAUGAGCUGCCCCAAAGGGUAGCGUUUUUGUGCCGUUUUGGUCUGAAAAUAGGUAUAGACUUUGCCCAGUUUGGUCUGGAAUCGGGUAUGAACAUUCCAAAUGAGUAAGAAAGAAAGACAAAUAAGUAAAUUUGGAAUAGAUUUUAAGAAAUAUCUUUUUUGUUGCUGUUGUAAUCUAAGUAGUGAUGACAUUUUUCUAAGAGGCCAGGACCCAGUUUUUCAAAAGGUAGAUAGCACUAUCUACUGCAUAAAAUAUCUCUAUCCACUGGAUAGCGCAAUUGGUUUCCCUAAUACUUAUCCAGUGAAUAGUGAUUUAUCUGGUGGAUUGCGUUAUCCAGCUUUUCAGCAGCUGUGGCUAGGUCUGAAAAUGGGUAUGGAUUUUAAAGGCCAGCUCUGAAAAGGGGUGUGAAAAAUGACAUUUUGUGGUCUGAAAUAGGGUCAGGAUUUGGAGAACUGGGUAGCAAACUCCCGUCAAGAAUUCCCAGGAGUACCCCCCUGGGCAAUCCCCCAGGCAUUUGACUUUUUUGAAAAAUUUUGGUCAAAUUCGGUAUGGUAGCAGUUUAGAUGGUCAAAUGCCCCACCGGCCAGUGCUUCAAAAAGCGUCAAAUGCCCCACCCACCAGGUAUUAAAGUGACUAUUUAAAAUUUUCCCAUGCAUCAAACCAAUCAUUCAAAUGUAAGUAUUCUACCAAACACAACCGAAAUAUCGGGUAGGGGGUGGGCUGGUGGAAUUGACUGGUACGUAAGCGUAAAUAAACUCUAGGGUGUAGGUUUUUCCUUGACCGGUUUACAUCUCAUUCGUUCCAUCAAUGACCCAGAACACCCUCUUACACUUGAACAGUUAAACGUUGUUGAACAGUCAUUAGUGAAAGUGGAUGACGACAAUGAUUAUGUCAAAAUACAGUUCACGCCUACAAUACCACAUUGCAGCAUGGCAACACUCAUUGGAUUAGCCAUUCGAGUACAACUUCUCAGAUCACUGCCUGACAGGUUCAAGGCA
Molecule: messenger RNA, 1760 nt
Organism: Porites lobata
Lineage: Eukaryota; Metazoa; Cnidaria; Anthozoa; Scleractinia; Poritidae
Source: the annotation of a GenBank genome assembly